AAUUCACCGAUCAUGAAACAGGUUGACGCUGCUGGUCUAGAAGAAGUGAAUAGAAGCGAUAUCAACUGGAAAGAUCACGUGGACUUGAACUAUUGGACAAUAGAAUACACCAAAAUACGACAAAAUAAGCAGAUUUGCCGUUCAGUUCACAAAGUUCAGAAGAGACGAAGAAUGUUUGCUGUUUCCCUCCAAACUUCCCAUUUUCCAGUAUAUGCUGUUUCAGAUAUUUUGCAACAGAGUUUUGGUGCUGAAGGAAAGGAAUCUCUUGUUCUUCCAACCGUUGGAACUGUCUUUGUAGAAAUGGAGAGAAACGGAAAGGAAACGAGAUGGGUCGUGUUCAAACUUUAUCCCGCUACUAUGAAAAUUAAAGCUCGAAACGAUUUUAACGUCAUCAAGACGUUCAAAUGGCCACAGGAGAACUUGAAAGUUAUUUCUGUCGGAGACUUUGUUGAAGCAGCUAUUCUUGACUCCAAAAAUGUCAAAGAUGUUUCGGUUAAAAAAGCCUUUUCUGAGUUAGACCUCGAUUAUAAAAAUUUGGCAAAGUUGCUGCAUUUCAAUCAUUCUAGAAAGAAAGUUUUCCUUCAUCUGGGUGCUCUUGCUAAAUUUCCUUUGGAAGUGUACUUGGAUGCUUCUUUUAUAUACUACUUAACCAAAUCUAAUGGUGGAGAUAGCCAAAAUAAUGGAGUUUCGAUUACAAACUUGUACAAGGAUACCGUUCCGGAACCUCCUGACUUGGAUGUGUUUUGCGAGUUUUUGGCUUCCUUGACCAGUCUUUUUGAUGGUUCUAUUAAAGAAACAGAGCACCUUGCUAUUUAUAUGCUGGCAAACCGAGAAUUUCUUGGCCGUAUUUUUUACUUUAUCAAAUAUCUUAUUCAUCAAUGUCUUGAGGAAAUAGGAAGGAGCCACCAUCUUAAUGAGCAAGAUGAAGAAAUUUCUCUUGAGAAUCAUGUUUUGAAUGCUCUUAAUGGUUUCAUUGUUUUAAACAAUUUACUGCAAUUCGAACAUAAUUAUCACAACAGUCACACAUUUGAGCCAUCAGACUGGUAUUGCUAUAUUUGUGAGGAAUGGUGCUUUUUUGAGAAUUUACCUCUUUUCAGUCAAUUUUUGGUAAUUUUACAAGAUGUUGCAAAGAAGAACAAUAUGAGACACUUUUUCAGCAGGAUACGAGAAGUAGCCAUUGAAUUUUGGACGCUAUGCUUUGCAAGCAAUAUUUGUGAAAGUCAAUUCCUUGAUGAAGCUUUCCAAGCAUUCUUGCAAGAAAAGAGUUUUUAUGAAUAUGUUCUGGAGCCCUUGUUGAAAAGGUAUGCAAAUAUAGACUUAAUGGCUGUUGAAUUGUUACAAAAGAUUUUUGUCUCUGAAUUUCUUAAGCCAGACUUUUCCUUGGAAGAUGAAGCAUGUUCUCCUUGGAAUGAUAAACUACUGCCUCAUUUAAGUAACUGGUUAUCUGAAAUUUCAUCAAAAACUCGUAAAAGUUUCUUCUCCAACUCUUUACAUUAUUUGCGCCUUCGAGUGAUAUAUUUGGUUCUCAGUCAAACAUCUAUCUUUGAAAGACUAUUGACAAAAAAUGAAUAUUUAGUAUCAUUUGUUUCAGCAAUGGUAAAUUUAGUUCAGUUUACUUUUUCGAUGUUAUUUGAAUACAAUAACAUCGAUUCCUUUUCGGAGGCAGAUCAGCACCAUGAAUUGUCUAAUAGUAGCUAUGAUCGAAAAGGAGAAGUACUUUGUUUCAUAUUUCAGUUUUUGAGUCUGUUGGGAGUUUCAAAUAUAGGACAUUCUAUAUUCCGACAUAUUUUAGCAAACCACUUCACAAGUCAAAGAAGUUUGGAGAAGUUAGGUCGUGUUUUAUAUAAGCUGCCGCUUGAAGUAAAUCGCAGUAUGGUUACCAAUGAUGAAUGUCGUCGUUAUCAUAUAGUCUAUAUUUUGUUUGAAAGUUUUCGAGCAGGAAAUGGUGAAAAGAGGUCAAAUGACACAGGAUUUGAUGACUUUGCUUCAGAUUUGGAUAAUUUCAAACUUUCAUCACCAUGCUUAUCAGAGACAAAUGAGAAGGAACCAUCAUCUAAAAGUAAGAAACCAAUUUCUCUGUACCGCUAUUACGAUGCCAUUUGCCAACAAGCUGGAAGAAUGAAGCCCAUGGAAUUCUCAUGUAUUUUGGAGGAAUUGCAAGAUUUUGCAAAGUACACUCUCGAAUCCGAACUUAUGCGUCUGAAUGGGAAUGAUUCCAAGCCUGCGCCUUUUGUUAGGUUGAAAAGAAAUGAGUACAUAUGUGAUUACAUUGGUCCUAUUCGAGGAAAAGGUGAAAUGGAUAAGGUUAUGAUUUGCCACUGUUCGUCAGUAGCUGAUUUACCGUGUUGUAUGGAUUCUUCUUGUCUGAAUCGAGUCUCUUUUACGGAAUGUCAUCCUGAAUAUUGUCGUACUGGUAGUAAAUGCCAAAAUCAACGUUUUCAGAAAUGUGAAUACGCACGCGUGAAACUAUUUCAGGCAGGAGAACGUGGUUGGGGUCUGAAGGCUGCAGAAUUUUUGCCAAAGGGAACUUUUAUUAUAGAGUAUCAAGGAGAAGUGAUCGACACGGAAGAAUACGAACGUCGAAAGAGGCGUUAUGCUGGAGAAAGACAUUUCUAUUUCAUGAGUUUGGAUAGCGAUCAUAUGAUAGAUGCCUCUCGAAAGUCUAAUAUGGCAAGAUUUAUCAAUCAUUCUUGUCAACCUAAUUGUCAUACGGAAAAAUGGACAGUUUUGGGAGAGCCAUGUGUAGGUAUCUUUGCAUCUCAAGAUAUUGAAGCUGGAACCGAACUUGUAUUUGACUAUAAUGUUGAUCGAAAGGGCGUAGGGGAGGAAAGCGUUCGUUGUUAUUGUGGAGCUCCCAAGUGUAGAAAUUGGUUAACUGGUGAUGGAGAUGAGAAGCACAACGAACGAUUGUUACAAACAAAGCGCGAAAAUCGUAUUCGGUUUCUUCAAAAUACACUAUUACAAAUCGAACGUAGAAGAGGAGUUCAACAUUGCAGACUUGAGUCCUCGGACGUUAUGAAACAGGAUGGUGUUUAUGAGGCCUCCAUCUCUUUGGACUCGAUUCCUCGUGAAGUCAAAGAAUUUCAAAUACCUAAGAAACUGCGAAAAAAUUCUUUGGACCAGAAUCGUAGGGAGCAGGUAAAUAGACCUCCAAAUCAUUCAGAAAAAACAGGCGUACCAACAAGUUUUGCGGAUUCUUCUUCUACCAUUUCGAAGAAGUCAAUUCAUACUUUGAAAGAAGAUAAAUACCGUCAGAAGCCUGCUCCUCGUCUUUCACCUUUGAAAGAAGAGUUGAAUUGCAUAACAGAAACUUGUCAUUCUCGUGACAGAAGUUUAGAGUCAGCUAAAGGAAUGAGCUAUGGACCUCCAGGCUUUGGCUAUGAGUUUCUUCGUCUGAAGAAAAGAACAGGAGGAUUAUAGACUCGGUAGCAAAGGCUUGUGUAGAAAGAUCUUGGUUUCAAGUUAUCUAGCUCUUUAACUUGUGUCACUUUUAUGGAAGUGGUUUAGUUUAUUCUAUCCAGCUAUAAUGGAGGCAGUUCAAAGAUCGUAUGAGUAUGUUUUAAAGUGACGCGUUCAUUAAUCGUUGCUUCAUACGCUAUUUUUUUAGCAACACAUAAAAUUUCUCCCUGUGUGAGAGUAGCAUUGUGAAGCAAAGCGAUUUUCAACAAUUUUAAGUUUUUGGCAAGUGUUUUAUCAAGGAAUUGGAUGUUGCAGAAUUUUCUUCAUUUGCAAUUCGAGUGAUUUCAUCCAAGGCUUCGUGCUAUUCUAGGCAAAGUACAAACUUUCUUGAAUUCAGAAUGGAACUUUAAUAUGGAGAGGGCCUCAUACAGAAGAGUCUGAGUAGUGAACCAUUCGUCUCACCAAAUUUACAUAAAACCAAGUUCGAAUUA
Galdieria sulphuraria is the source of this 3890-nucleotide messenger RNA. RefSeq names its product chondroitin-glucuronate 5-epimerase. Gene Ontology annotation, cellular component: nucleus; chromatin. Bases 13 to 3420 code for a protein of 1135 amino acids. Lineage: Eukaryota; Rhodophyta; Bangiophyceae; Galdieriales; Galdieriaceae. The transcript has 8 exons. Gene Ontology annotation, molecular function: histone H3K36 methyltransferase activity; protein binding. Gene Ontology annotation, biological process: regulation of DNA-templated transcription. The record is from RefSeq and is a predicted model, not a curated record.